Molecule: messenger RNA, 1215 nt
Organism: Trichoderma gamsii
Lineage: Eukaryota; Fungi; Ascomycota; Sordariomycetes; Hypocreales; Hypocreaceae
Product: LYAR-type C2HC zinc finger
Exons: 1
Coding region: 1-1215 (404 amino acids)
Source: RefSeq, a predicted model, not a curated record
AUGCUCUUCCUGUUGGGCGAGCUAACAUUCCGCCAGUCUUGCAUGAGCGAAGAGCAAAAGUACCAAGGCGCAUUAUACAAACCAAAGCAGAACAAGCAGCAGCAGCAGCAAAACAAGCAGCACCAUCAGCAGCAGCAGAAAAAACAACAGUCCAACAUGAACUCACACCGUUUGGACAUGGCCAACACACUGGCCCUGCAGCCCUUCGUGGAAGACGUCGGUGAAGACAAAGAGUACGAGUCGUGGCACGAGUACGAAGUCCAUGACAACCAAUCUCCUCCCCCACGCGCCCCAAGCCCUCCCACUGCAAACUCCUCUGACGACGAGCACGUCAACGUUUUCGACUUCCUGGACAACUCACAAACCCCAACCGCCUCCAACGUGAGCCGUCGUCGCGAGCGAAAAGCCCCCGAUACGUCCGACGCUACUUCUCUUGUCCGCUACGAAUCAAAGACCGGUGAGCUCCUGGAGCCUACCAUGGACCAAGAUGAAGAGCCUCUUGUACAAUAUGGAACAGGCCCUGUGCCCGCCUCUUUCGCCACUCCUCAGACCAAGACUGAGCGACGAAAAUCAAAAGAGGGCGAUCUGAAGAAGGACAAGAAGCGGAAGCGCUUGCACGUUGACGUCGCUGGCGACCAGAUCAUGGCAGACGCUCCUCCCGUUCUCCACUCUGGCCUCACUGGCGGCCUCAAGAACAUGAUGCGACCUGAAUUCCCACCUUCACCUGAUUACUCUGGAGACAACAUUGCCGAGUCGCCAACAAGCCCGCUCAAGAAGACGAAGCACACCCGACACCACAAGAGCCACCACUCCCACACGGUCAACAACAGCAUCUUUGGCAUGAUCUCUGGCUCUCCACCAAAGACCAAGUCGAGCAAGCACAAGUCUUCUUCUAAGAAGCAUUCUCAUCGCAAGCACGACAAGAAGGAGCCCAAGCUCAUCGAGUACCGACCAAGCUCCAAGGAGGGCAAGCGGGACAGCCUUGACGGACAGAUGAUUGUCUUCAAGCCUCGCGCCGAUGUCUUCCUCAGCUUCGUCAACAAGGGGCCCGAGAGCGAGCGCGGCUGCAGCAUGAACAAGGCAUUGAAGCGAUUCCACCGGGAACGCCAGGCUGUUGGUGCCAGCACUCCCAAGGUCAAGGACGAGAAGGAGCUGUGGCGAUCACUGAGGCUUCGACGCAAUGACCGGGGCGAGAUUGUUCUCUUUUCUAUUUAA